UAUCAUGUUUCCCAAACCCAAACGUGGCAAAGCAAACACGUCAAAACCGCGACAGCAAAUCCCGAACCAGAAAGAACCUGGAUAACAUUACGUCCACGUUCAUCCCAUCUUCCCCCACACCAUUUCCAGCGAAUAUUUUAUAAUUCUAUCCUAUUAAAGCCUCCCUCGUAAGCUUCCUCUUUUUCCUCUUCUGUUUCCGCCAUUGAAACCACCAAAACUCCGUCAAAUUCAGCUCCAAAAUUCUCCGUCAAAUUCAGCUCCAAAAUCUUCCCUUUCUUUUCCUCACAUCAUAAGGAAGAAAUGAAACAGAGAAAAGAGAAAGAGACACAGCUGCAAGAGCCGCUUCCUUCUCCUCCUUACCAUGUCCUUCACAAGCUUCCUCCUGGGGACAGCCCUUACGUUCGAGCCAAAAAUGUUCAGUUAGUAGAUAAGGAUCCAGAAGCGGCCAUACUUUUGUUUUGGAAGGCUAUAAAUGCAGGAGAUAGAAUAGACAGUGCACUAAAAGACAUGGCAGUGGUUAUGAAACAGCAGGAUAGAGCUGAAGAAGCUAUUGAAGCCAUAAAGUCUUUUAGGGACCGCUGCUCCAAGCAAGCUCAGGAAUCACUAGACAAUGUCCUCAUUGACUUGUAUAAGAAAUGUGGAAGAAUUGACGAGCAGAUACAACUGUUGAAACAGAAGCUUAGAAUGAUUUACCAAGGUGAGGCCUUCAAUGGGAAGCCUACCAAGACAGCACGGUCCCAUGGAAAGAAGUUCCAAGUUACCAUCAAGCAGGAGAGCUCUAGGAUUCUGGGAAACUUGGGUUGGGCCUACAUGCAGCAAGAAAAUUAUUUAGCAGCAGAAGCAGUUUAUCGUAAAGCUCAGAUAAUAGACCCUGAUGCCAACAAGGCUUGCAACCUUUGCCAGUGUUUGAUCAAACAAGCACGUUACUUGGAAGCACGAUCCAUUCUCGAGGAAGUAAUACAGGAUAAACUUCCAGGAUCCAAUGACCCCAAAUCAAGAAACCGUGUGAAGGAGCUGCUACAGGAAUUUGAGUCACGACAGCCCAUUUCAUUAGCUUCAACUUCCAAAGGGUUGAAUUUAGAAGAUACUUUCCUAGAAGGUCUUGACCAGUUGAUGAGCCAAUGGACUCCAUAUCGAUCAAGGAGGCUUCCUAUCUUCGAAGAAAUCUCUUCGUUCAGAGAUCAGUUAGCUUGUUGAUUUUAUGGUUGUUUAAUUUAUACUUCACCUGGGUUUUAUCAGUUUUGAAGGAACUGCUAAAUAAGCAAAAUCCUAUGAAGAUUUGACUGGGAAACCUCACUUUGCUUGUUGAGUUAGCUUGGUGGCUUUGAUGUAUAUAUUAUUAAAAUAUAUGUUUUAUAAAGUGCUAUAGAGUUUCUUUUACAAACUACAAAGGUAUAAAAUCAUGGAAAUUGCAUUUGUAUUUAAUAAAUGAAGUAUAAAAAUAAUAUUUGGAAUGAAAUUAGCAAGAGCAGUUGAAUGCUCUUGGAUAGUAGUCGAUUACAUUGUUUGAAAUAGGACAGUAGGACGGUCAUUUCCUUAAGGAGUGCAAUUGAUUUUCUUGCAAAAUUUUAUAUUUUGUGUGAAAAGAUGUUUAAGAUAGUAAGUAGAAUUCCCCAAGUCACUGUUUUUACCACUUGGCUACGCCCCAUUUAGAUUUCUAUUUGAAACUACUAGACACUAAUAUGGUUAUUCCUUGUUUGACAAAUCCAAUUCCAAAUAACUGUAGAACAAAUUAGAUUUUUGUAAGGAUUUUGGCAUGUAUGGAUAGAGAAUUAAAUCGAAUUUAUUAAUUAUUACAUAU
Durio zibethinus is the source of this 1801-nucleotide messenger RNA. Its product is annotated as Tetratricopeptide repeat (TPR)-like superfamily protein. Gene Ontology annotation, molecular function: protein binding. Lineage: Eukaryota; Viridiplantae; Streptophyta; Magnoliopsida; Malvales; Malvaceae. The record is from RefSeq and is a predicted model, not a curated record.